Silurus meridionalis is the source of this 1050-nucleotide messenger RNA. RefSeq names its product trace amine-associated receptor 13c-like. Gene Ontology annotation, molecular function: trace-amine receptor activity. Gene Ontology annotation, biological process: G protein-coupled receptor signaling pathway. The coding region runs from base 1 to 1050 and encodes 349 amino acids. The record is from RefSeq and is a predicted model, not a curated record. NCBI's taxonomy places the organism in Eukaryota, Metazoa, Chordata, Actinopteri, Siluriformes, Siluridae. Gene Ontology annotation, cellular component: membrane. The transcript has a single exon.
AUGGUAGAAGCUCAAAAUUCAUGUUUACUGGAAGUAGAAGAUUUGAUAGAAUACUGUUAUCCUGAAUCAAAUGUUUCAUGUGUAAAGAUUUCUCACAAUGUGGUGGCUAAAACUGUGUUAUAUUCAGUGCUUUUGUUUGCAAUGGCCAUUACAAUUUUAGGGAAUUCUGUGGUCAUCAUCUCUAUAAUGCAUUUUAAACAACUUCACACACCAACAAACAUUUUGGUGAUGUCUUUGGCUCUGGUUGAUUUGCUUCUGGGAAUCACAGUGAUGCCUUUCAGCAUGCUCAGGACUGUGGAUGGCUGCUGGUACUUUGGAAAAGAAUACUGCUAUUGGCAUUCUAAUUUUGACUUUCUCUUCACUGGUGCAUCGAUCUUUCAUCUGAUUUUCAUCGCUAUCGAUCGAUACCAUGCUGUGUGCUACCCGCUUCAGUACCCAACAAGAAUAACUCUACCUGUGGCAGGUUUAAUGGCAGCUCUGAGUUGGAUUUUGGCUACAGUGUAUGCUUUCAGUACUGUUGGUACAAAAGCAAAUGAAGCAAAUUUAGAAGAAUAUAUUGCAGCUAUGGAUUGUUUUGGAAAUUGUUCCUUUUUGGUAAACAUAGUUUGUGCAUCUAUAAGCACAACUUUAUUUUUCUUUUUGCCAAUUUGUGUUAUGAUUGGUCUGUAUGCUCAAAUAUUUUUAGUGUCAGAAAAGCAUGCAAAAAAAAUGGAGGGCACAAAGCAGACCAGAGCUGACAUGAACUCAAACAAAAUUCUACAAAAAGUAAAACAUGAGAAAAAAGCAGCAAAGACGCUUGGUAUAGUUGUAGGAGCAUUUAACUUAUGCUGGAUGCCAUAUUUCAUCACAUCUGUUGUUGAUCCUCUUUAUAACUUCACCACUCCUGGUAUAAUUUAUGAACUAUUUGUUUGGUUGGGUUACAUUAAUUCAACAUUAAACCCCAUCAUAUACGGCCUUUUCUAUCCAUGGUUCAGAAAAACACUGUAUCUUAUUGUUACACUAAAAAUAUUUGCUCCAAACUCCUCUGAUAUUAAGGUUUAUUCUGCUUAA